Penicillium argentinense is the source of this 942-nucleotide messenger RNA. RefSeq names its product AN1-type zinc finger protein. The record is from RefSeq and is a predicted model, not a curated record. The transcript has a single exon. Gene Ontology annotation, cellular component: cytoplasm. The coding region runs from base 1 to 942 and encodes 313 amino acids. Gene Ontology annotation, molecular function: zinc ion binding. Lineage: Eukaryota; Fungi; Ascomycota; Eurotiomycetes; Eurotiales; Aspergillaceae.
AUGUCCCCCAUAAAUAUGUCCCGGGGCACGGGGGCCAGCACCCCGCAAUCCGAAUCCUUCACUCAAAUGGCCGACUCCGACCUCGAAUCAAUCGGCCGCCACUGCCAAUUUGAAUACUGCGGCCAACUCGACUUCCUCCCCUUCCGCUGCGAAUCCUGCAAAAGCACCUUCUGCCUCGACCACCGCAGCGAAACAGCGCACAAAUGCACCCAUGCCGGCGAAUGGGCCCGCCGACGAACCGGCAUAACGCAAGAGAACCGAACCGCGCCCGAAAAACCAAACAUCUACAACUCAGACCAGUGCGCGCAUGUCCUCUGCAAAACUCUCAUCAACACUCUCAAAGACCCCGGCGUGCGCUGCCCCAACUGUAACCGCCAGUACUGCCUCAAGCACCGCCUGCGCGAGGAACACGAUUGCGCCAAGCUUACCCCGCUAGGCGCGCGGCCAGGCAACGGCGUUUCUCCCAAUGAGACGAUUAAGUCGAUGUUUGGCAAGUUGCGCGGCUGGGGGAAGGAGAAACAGACUGCGACGGCGAAUUUGAUUCCGAAGACCAAGCCCAAGCCGAAUAGUCCUGCUGCGCGCGCGGCUAGUGUAACGGCUAUGAAGCGCUCGGCGAAGGGAGAGAAUAAUGUCCCUGCGGAUCGGCGGGUGUAUUUGCAUACUGUUGGGACGGCGGAUACGCAGGCUGCGGAGCCGCCGGCGGGGGAUUUCUUUUUCGACUCAAGGUGGAAGGUUGGUCGGGUGCUAGAUGAUGUGGCGCGCAGGUUGGCUGUGGAGAAUUUGAAUAAUCGGGCUGGGGGUGAAGAGGCGCGAUUACGCAUUUUUCACGUUGAGUCGGGUGAUUUCUUGGAGUUUUCGGAGAGUAUUGGGGGUGGAAAGGUGAAAUCGGGCGAUACGAUUGUAUUGCUUCGUGGGGCGGGGGUGGUUUUGGAGAAGUCAUGA